Molecule: messenger RNA, 834 nt
Organism: Spodoptera littoralis (African cotton leafworm)
Lineage: Eukaryota; Metazoa; Arthropoda; Insecta; Lepidoptera; Noctuidae
Source: the annotation of a GenBank genome assembly
AUGCGGUAUGCACAGUUAGUUGUGGGUCCUGCUGGCAGUGGAAAGUCAACAUACUGUUCAACGAUAGUAAAGCAUGCCAAUGACUCAAAGCGUAUAGUGGAGGUGGUGAACCUGGACCCAGCGGCAGAACACUUUGAGUAUGAACCGCUGGUGGACAUACGAGAACUCAUACACCUAGAAGAUGCUAUGGAGGAUGAGGAAUUACAGUUUGGACCCAACGGCGGACUUGUGUUUUGUAUAGAGACUCUUCUAGAAAACUGUGACUGGUUAGAAGAACAGCUGGGCGAUGUUGACGAUGACUAUCUACUGUUUGACUGCCCUGGCCAGAUAGAACUUUACACACACCUUCCUGUCAUGAGGAAGCUAGUGGACCUGUUGCAGAAGUGGAACUUCAGGAUAUGUGUUGUGUUCAUGGUGGACUCACAGUUCAUGAUUGAUGGUGCAAAGUUUUUGUCAGGCACAAUGGCAGCACUCAGUGUGAUGGUGAACUUAGAACUACCACAUGUAAAUAUUCUCACAAAAAUGGAUCUGCUCAGCAAGAGUGCCCGGAGACAGAUUGAUGAUUACCUAGACCCAGACCCACAUGUGUUACUAGCAGACAUGAGAAACGCAAAAUCGAAAUGGCACGAGAAGUAUGCGAAGUUAACAGAAGCUAUCGGAGAAGUGGUGGAGAACUUCAGCCUGGUCCGCUUUUACCCUCUUAACAUAAAGGAUGAAGAAAGCAUUGAAAAUAUUAUGCUAACAAUAGACAAUAUCAUACAAUAUGGUGAAGAUGCUGAUGUCAAGACCCGGGACUUUGAUGAAGAGGAUCCUGAUAAUGUAGCCUGUGAUUAA